This is a messenger RNA of Danio rerio (zebrafish), 2089 nucleotides long. RefSeq names its product HDGF like 2 (gene hdgfl2). Lineage: Eukaryota; Metazoa; Chordata; Actinopteri; Cypriniformes; Danionidae. Gene Ontology annotation, cellular component: nucleus; cytoplasm. The record is from RefSeq and is marked provisional.
GUGGACGGAUAGAAACGAGCAGAACGAGGAGCGGUGCAUAGAGGGACGACAAGAUGCCGCACAACUUCCGGCCCGGGGAUCUUGUCUUCGCUAAAAUGAAGGGUUACCCUCACUGGCCGGCCCGGAUUGAAGAUGUUGCAGACGGGGCUGUCAAACCACCUCCUAAUAAGAUCCCCAUUUUCUUCUUUGGGACUCAUGAAACAGCAUUCCUUGCACCCAAAGACCUUUUUGCAUAUGAAAAAAACCAGGAACGCUUUGGGAAACCCAACAAAAGGAAAGGGUUCAACGAAGGCUUAUGGGAAAUCCAAAACAACCCCCAUGCCUCCUAUAACACCCCUGCUGCUGCAUCAUCAUCGGACAGUGAGGACAACCAACCUGCUGCUGCAAGUGAUGCGGAGGAAGAAGAGGAAGCAGUGGUACCAAGAAAAGCCGAAACGGGAAGCGAUGAUUCUGACUCCGGGAGUGAGGAUCAAAAGAAGCCCGCAGUGAAGCGGAAAGCUCCUGCUCUAAAGCGGCCACCAGUGAAGAAAGCACGGGCAUCAUCCAGUGAUCGAGAUGGAGAGGAGAGUGGAUCUCCCUCAGAACCAGAACCGUCACCCAGCUCAGACUCGGACUCCGGCAAAAACAGUGACCAGGACUUCACACCACAGAAAGAGUCAGGCGGUCGAGGAGGCAAAAAGCCAGCUGGCAGGGGCAGGAGGAAGAAGGCGUCUUCUGGCUCUGAUUCAGACUCUGGGUCUCAGUCGGAUCAGAAGGCUGCCAGGAGCGAUUCAGAAGAUGAAAAGCCACGACCAGCUGCUUCCGGAUCUGAAUCGCAGUCUGGAUCCAAAUCGGACUCCGAUUCAGAGCCUCCUCCUCCUCCUCCCCCUACAAGAAAAGCCCCACAAGGACGCAAGAAAGCGGAGAAACCACCACCAAAGCCACGGGCAAGGAAACCCAAACCAGCUCCAGAACGAGCUCCUUCCUCAUCAUCAGAUAGCGAUAGUGACAGCGACACAGACCGCGUCAGUGAGUGGAAGAAGAGAGACGAGGAGCGGAGGAAGGAGCUGGAAGAGCGGAGAAAGAGAGAGGAGGCCGAAGAGCUCCGCCGGCUCCGGGAGCGAGAGAAAGAGGAGGAAGAAAAAAGGAAAAAAGACAAAGAGACCAAGGUGAGGAGAGGAAGCAGCAGCAGUGGUAGCAGCUCCUCGGACGAUGAAGUAGACGAUCAUCCUCUCAAAAAAUCUAAGAAACCUCCGCCUCCACCCAUCCCUGCACCGUCUGACUCGGACUCGCCACCCCCCUCAGAGCUGAAAAAGAAAAAAGAAAGCCAAAAAGGGCGGCAAAAGAAAGAGAAGGAGGUGAAGGAGAAAAAAGAGAGACCGGUCAAAGAGAAGAAGCCACAGAGAUCAGAGGAGAAACACAAAGCAAAGCCUAAAGCCGAGAAGCCGAAACGGAAGCCGGUGCGUCCACCUGAGAAGAAAGUAGAGAAGAAAAAAGAGCCCUCGCCAGAAGAGAAGUUACAGAAGCUCCACACAGACAUCAAGUUUGCACUAAAAGUUGACAACCCGGACAUUGAGAAGUGUCUACAAGCCUUGGAUGAGCUCAGCUCGGUACAAGUGACCACUCACAUCUUGCAGAAGAAUGCUGAUGUUAUUGCCACCCUCAAAAAGAUUCGUCGGUACAAAGCCAGCAAUGCAGUCAUGGAGAAGGCCACCGCAGUCUAUAAUAAACUAAAGCUUCAGUUCAUUGGCAAAAUUGAGACUGGUAAACCAAAACCCAAUGAAAAGAAUCAAGAAGAGCAAGACGCACAAAACACAGACGAUUCCAAACCAGUGAAUGGAGAAUCCGAAGGAGAGAGAAAAGACGUUUCUGAAUCUGAAAGCAAUUCCAAACCCACAGACCAAGACAACCCGGAUGAGAACAAAUCCCCAAAUGGCAUCAGGCCUGAUCCAGAUGAGCCAGCAGAUCAGCUAAAUGACUCUACAGAGGCGGAUCCCACAGCGGACACAGAUGUAAAAGAGGACAGCAGAGAGCAGGACGAGCAGAUGUCGUCUGAGAGCUAACUGCGCUCGCCUCCUUUUAUGCUCACAAACACACCUUGGCUUCCUUC